Messenger RNA from Hemiscyllium ocellatum (epaulette shark), 3256 nucleotides. Its product is annotated as zinc-binding protein A33-like. Lineage: Eukaryota; Metazoa; Chordata; Chondrichthyes; Orectolobiformes; Hemiscylliidae. The transcript has 6 exons. The coding region runs from base 55 to 1512 and encodes 485 amino acids. The record is from RefSeq and is a predicted model, not a curated record. Gene Ontology annotation, molecular function: protein binding; zinc ion binding.
CAGUGAAACUGCAGGAGUGAAACCAAAAGUUAAAGUGAGUUACAAGCAAUCGAGAUGGCGGCCUGUCAAUCCAGUUUAUCCCUGACCGAGGACCUGACCUGCUCCAUCUGCCUGUCCCUGUUUGUGGAGCCGGUGCGGCUGGGCUGUGACCACAAUUUCUGCAAGUCCUGCAUCCAGAGGUGCUGGGCAAACCAGGGGGAGGCGGCGUCCUGCCCAGAGUGUCGCGCUGUGGCCCCCAGCAGAGGCUACACCAGCAACAGGGUGUUGGCCAAUCUCUGUGAGAAAGCCCGGCAGCUGGAGCUGAACCCGGCUCUGCAGCAGGAAGGGGGUCCCCGCUGUCUGGAACACGAUGAGAAGCUGAAGCUGUUCUGUGAGGACGACCACGCUCUGAUCUGUGUCAUUUGUCGAGAUUCCCCCGCACACUCAGGCCACAGCUUCCUGCCUGUCACUGAUGCAGUGAGAAAGUACAAGAAUGAACUGAAAGAGCUCUUGAGUUCCGAGGACGACGACGUGAAAAUGAUAAGCGAAUUAAAACGAAACCAGGCGAAGGAGAUUUCAAAACUGGAUCAAUUCACAGCAUCCCUGGAGAAAGACAUCACUGCAAAGUUUGCCAAGAUUCACCAAUAUCUCAAAGACAAGGAGAAGCAUUCAAUUAAUCAGCUGAGGAGACGAAAGGAGGAAGAUCAGCGACGAUUGGAAGAGAAUAUGAAACAACUAGAAGAAGUUGCUGCACUUUUUGAAACUCUUAUGAGCUUUGUUGAGGACAAUGAGCAGAAUACUGGCAUCUCCUUUCUCAAGAAAUUGGAAAGAUUGAAAGAAAAAUUUGAGGACGAAGUGAAGGAAUUGGAAAUUUUCCAGCACAACGAUGAGAUGGAGACGGUGGAGUUUGAGAGAGAGAAGUACACAGGGUUUCAAAGUCCCUUACUGUGUGCAGUGUGGAAGGAAAUGAAACCAAUCAUUGCUCCAGAUGCUAUCUUCCUGACCCUGGACUCAAACACAGCACAUCCAGGCCUCAUUCUGUCUGAAGACCGAACCAGUGUGAGAUAUGGUGCCAGACAAUUACAGCUUCCUAAUAAUCCGGAGAGGUUCGACACGGCUCCUUAUGUCCUGGGAUUGCAGGGAUUCACUUCCGGGAAACAUUACUGGGAAGUGGAGGUCGAGGACAAGACUGAGUGGGAUGUGGGUGUGGUCAGAAAGUCAGCCAGUCGGAAGGGAAAGAUAACACUAGAUCCUAAAACUGGAUACUGGAUUGUGUUGCUGAAAAAUGGGAAUGAAUACAGAGCCAGUCAAAGUCCAUUAGUCCCCCUGAGUCCGAGUGUGAAACCCAGAACCAUCGGAGUUUACCUGGACUAUGAGGGAGGGCUGGUGAGCUUUUACAAUGCUGAUGACAUGUCUGUACUCUACACGUUCACUGACACAUUCACCGAGGAACUCUUUCCUUUAUUCUCUCCUGGAGUGUGCAAGGCAGGUACAAACGUUGCCCCUCUUAAACUCCAUCGUUUCGGACCAUAGAUCCCUAAAUUCUUGUCAGAGCAAGAAGGGAUAGAGUGCUGACAUUGACCCCCAAUAAGGUGAGAGAAGGGUAAAAUGGCCAUUUUAUGAAAUGUGAUCUGUGGAGUGAAGUAGAGAGUAGCUAAGUGUAGCUCAGCAACAAGAGCUUCCCCAGCACUGCCUAUGAGCCAUGGAAGCAGGAAUUAAAGCCUUGUCUCAAAUCCUCCUUCCCCUUCAAGCAAGAUGCUGUGGCUAAAUCACAACAAGUUAGCUUUAGUUUGGCUACUUAUGAAGAAAUAUCACAGAUGGUUAAGUACAAAAUGAAUGAUUUAAACAUUAUUGCAUGUAGCAGCCAAAAAAGACCCCUCAGGGAGGCAAGUUAAGCUUCACAGCUCAACAGGGAUAUUAUCAAAACUGAGAUGAGGAGGAGUUUCUUCUCUCAAGAGGGUUGUGAGUCUUUGCACCUCCUUCCCACAGAAAGCUGUGGGGGUAGAGUCCUUGUGUAUAUUCAAGACUGAGACAGCUAAAUUCUUGAUCAGCAAGGGAAUCAAAGGUUUAUAGCGUAAAGGCAGGAAAGUAGAUGUUCGGAAUGUCAGACAGGUAUGGAAACCACUUUGAGGAUCCUGACCACACUGUCCUCUGAGGUAACCGUUUUUUAGCAGAGUUGUUUUCUAACUUAAGUUGUUUACAAUAAUUCUUUUGCCAACCUUGCUGCUGUGUCCUCUCACCCACUCUCUCUAUAUGGGAGCUGUGUCAGAACCGCACCACUAGUUAUCUGCUACUAACUUCUGCUAACAGUAUGCUACGUCACAGCCUAAUGUUGUUAGACCACCUAAUGUUGUUAGACAUGCAUUGUUCUGUAACUAACAGUAGGGUCAUUUGUAAUCCUAUAUAACCUGUGAGACCCUGCAGCUUGGCGGAGAGAUCGUGGUGUUGAGUGGUCACUGCUCUCUUCCCGUGACAUCAUGAAUAAACGCGUCAAUUACUCAAGGCCUGCACAUGAGAUUUAAUCAGCGAGAAACAGAAAACUGCUACAACAAUAGGCUAUCAUCUAUUGAAGCAAGCUCAAGGGGCUGAAUGGCCUCCUCCUGUUCUAAUUUCUCAUGGUCGGAAGGUCUUGCAAAGAGGUGGUAUUUUCCGAUGUUUUCGUGCUGUGGAUUAUCUAAGUCUCUAAAGCAUGCAGGAACCCAGGUUUCACUACUGCCCAUUUAACAAUGACUUCAGUCUCAGGUUUGAGAUGUUGGUUGCUGAUGUUUUUAACGAGAGCAUGGCCUCUGAACUGUGCCUCCCUGUCAAUGCUUCCAACUGAUGGCUUUUUUGAAAGGCCAUUUAGGGGUGUUAUUACACACCUCUGGAGCAAGUGGACUGGUCUUCUGCUUCACAAGCGCCCUCCCUUUGGAGUGCUCUUUUGAAGUAUUAUAACUAUAGGCAGGACAGACUGCAGCAAUGUAAGGACCUGAUUACCCUAGCUGAUAUCCCAGCAUCGCUACUACGCAAUCUGAGCCAUUAAUGUUCGAAUCAUAGAAUCCCUUCAGCACGGAAGCAGGCCAUUUGGCCCAUCAAGUCCACACCGAUCCUCUGAGGAGCAUCCCACCCUUACCCAACCCCUCUGUAAGCCUGCAUUUCCCAUGUCCGAUCCACCUAACCUGCACAUCCCUAAGCACUAUGAGGCAACUUAGCAUGGCCAUUCUCAUAACUGAACUUAUUGCAUCUCAUACUAAUAAAGCUGCUCCACCAUCUUUUCAUCCUUGCCUAUCCUUGUCAA